CGUGCCCGCCGCGCGCGCGUUCCCAGCCGGACCUGCCUCGCGCUCGCACUUCGCUCAGCUGCUUGUGCGUGAAGUCGGACUCAAACUGUCGGCGACAGAAAGGAGUUGAAGAGGAUGUGUUUUUUUUCACAAUUUAGACUUUUUCUGUCGCCUGAAGAGUUAACGUGGUUUUAUCUGCUCUGACGGAGGAAGAAGGAAAACAACCGUCAUUGAAAAAGGAGCGUGCGACGAGAAUCACGUUAAGGUUGCGUCAGUGUGGUCGCCAUGCCAGACGAGUCCCAAGGUUCCCGGGCCAAGGGAAGCCCUGGUGAAGAAGCAUCCAACGUGCCUCUAGUGCCGGACAUUGUUAUCUGCGGCGAUGACGAGCGCGGAAUGGCCGAAGGCAAUGUCGUGGAGCUCGGCGAAUUGGGUCGAGCAGCGGGCGACGUCGAACAGACCACAGGGAACAGCGACGUUGACAUGCAGCACGGACAUCACAGCAGCAGCAGCGACGUCGCACUGAGUGGACGUACUCCUGGUUCCGGCGGCCAACCGGAACUGGGGCAGUCCCCGGUUCAGAUCAGCACGGCGAGAACAGCGCAGGCGCCGGAACCUCUCCAGGCCAGGGCGGUGGGGGUGACCCCGCCCUGUUCGUCACAGGCAAAAAGAAGCUGCAAAAUGGACAGCAAACACGCAAAAUCAAGCUCCACUAGUUUUGGCAGUCCUGAACCCCGUUUAGUGGAUUCUGACACAGUCACCAAAAACAGCCCGGAUGACGACAGAGGAGCACGCGCGACGGACUGGAGUGGUAAACCGGACUCUGCGUCCGUGAGCAGCGGUUCCACCGCGUCCCCGGACGUCCCGUCCAAGACGAGGAACAGCAUCGACCAGGUCAGGUGGCUGCAGGUGGAGGAUGACGAGGACAGGCGGAGUGCCCGGUCCAGGCGGAGCGUGAAGGAGGGCCUGUGCGGCUGCUACCACGUGGUGCACAGGGCCUUUCUCCAGUGCGUGGAGGAAACGCCCGCCAUGCUGCCUGGACUGGUGCUGUCCAUGGCCUUCUGCGUGGCCCUCAUCAUCGUCAUCCCCUCCACAAGUCCGUCGUCGGAGGAAAUCCUGGAGCACGUGGGGGUUCUGUCGGCGCUGUGCGUGGUCCUGUGCGUCAGCACGCUGCUGCUCGUCUGCCUGCCCUGGCUGGCCACCGUGAGGCGCUGCCGCGGAGCCUUGUCUCUGUUCGUCUGGGCCACGCUGUACAUCGUCGCUGUGGUCUUCAUCUUCACCGAGGGACAUGUCACCAUAUGGGAACAGGUAGCGUUUUUCCUGUUCCUGUCCAUAAGCGUGUACACGGUGCUGCCCCUCUCGCUGACCUGGGCCCUCAUAGUCGGAAUGGGGACCAGUGUUUCACACAUCAUCAUAAUCAGCGUCUACGUCCCCAUCAAAAGCCCUCAGACACAAGACUUGGCAGUGCAGCUGGUGGCGAACGCCGUGCUGUUCGUGUGCGUGAACUGCAUCGGGAUCUUCCACCUGUGGACGGUCCAGCACGACCUCAGGAGAUCCAACAGGAAAAGAGAACAGUACAGCGCCAUACGCUCGCGGAAGGAAAUCAGGAAAUAUCAACAGGAGGAGCUCCUCCUGUCGGUGUUGCCGAGGUACAUCGCCGUGGAGCUGAAGUCGGAGGUGAUAAAGAGGCUGACGAAGCCAAAGAGCAACAAGGAGACCGAAUCCCCCAACGGCAACAACUUCCACAGCCUCUACGUCCGGCAGCACAAAGACGUCAGCAUCCUGUAUGCAGACAUCGUGGGCUUCACAAAGCUGGCGAGUACAUGCACCCCCGAGGAGCUGGUUGUUAUGCUCAACAAACUUUUCGGGAAGUUCGACGACAUCGCUAAGAAGAACGGCUGCCUCCGCAUUAAGAUCUUAGGCGACUGCUACUACUGUGUGUCUGGUUUGCCUGAUCCCAUUCCCAGUCAUGCCAGGAACUGUGUGCAGAUGGGGCUGGACAUGUGCACAGCCAUCAACGAUCUGCGAGAGGCGACCGGUGUGGACAUCAGCAUGCGCGUGGGGGUUCACACGGGCAACGUCCUCUGUGGUGUGAUGGGCCUGCAGAAGUGGCAGUACGACGUGUGGUCACAUGACGUGACACUGGCCAACCACAUGGAGUCUGGAGGGCUUCCCGGGCGAGUCCACAUCACAGAGGAAACACUGCAGCAUCUGAAAGGAAAGUACCAGGUGGAGGAUGGGGAUGGGGAGAGUCGCAAUCCCCUCCUGAAAGGACGGAAAACCUACCUGGUGAUUGACCCUCACAGGCGGGACGCGCUCCCUAGGACGAACAGACUGACAAAAGGCCUGGCUUCAGGCGAGACCACCAAGCGGGCGUCGGUGCGCAUGUCGCAGUACAUGCAGGGCUGGCGCAGCAUCCAGCCGUUCGCGGGCCUCAACAGCCACGAGGCCUCGUCGGCCAAGAGCUCCGUCAUCGCCAGCUGUGCUGCAGCGAGCCAGUGCCAGCUGAAUGCAGAAAAGCUGCCACUCCACACCAACCCCUCCAGUUUGUUUGUGGAUAAUGAGGUUAGGGGCUCACUGGACACGGUGAACGUGGCAGGGAGGAGGGCGAAAAGGCUCAACUGUUUGACUCUGCUGUUCAAUGACCUGAGCCUGGAGAAGCAGUUUCGUCUUUCAGAAGUGAAGGGUUUGCACCAGUCCAUCAGCUGCUUAGCGUUGGUCUUUGUAACGCUUUUUACCACCCAGAUGCUCGUGUCCAAACAGAACUUUGUGAUGGCUGUGUCCUACGGCGCCACCUUCCCCGUCCUUGUGCUGAUUCUGUCCAUUGCUUUCACCGGAUACUUGGAGAAAUGGCGCUCUAAGAUUCCCUCCGGGGUCGACUGGAUAACAGGGGUGUCCCGGGGCAUUUCCACCAGGGCAGCGCUGCGGCUCUUUGUGGUCGUCCUCUGCGUGCUCAUCACGCUGCUCAUGGCGAUCCUCAACUUUUUCUUUCAACCAGGCAACAAUUGCACGUCUAUCACCAACCAGACAGAACUAGAGGGUAUGAAGCUCUACAAUCUGCCUUACUACCUGUAUUGCUGCCUGCUUGCCAUGCUGGGAGUGGUUGUGUUCGUCAGGACGUGCUUCUCGGUGAAAACGCUGCUGCUCACCCUGGCUGUGGUGGUGUACCUGGCCCUCUUCCUCUACGUUUACGCCCCCAGGUCCUUCUGCCUCACCAGCCUGGUGUACAACAACACAAAACCUGGCGUCCUGAAGGACCCUCGAAUCAUGUCCGGGGUCUGGCUGGUCAUCUUUUAUAUCGUCUGUCUUAUAUUGGCUAGACAGGAUGAGCUGGGCUGCCGUGUCGACUUCUUGUUGGACAAAUGUUUCCAGAUGGAAAGAGAGGAGAUGGAGACCAUGGAGAACGUCAACAGGCUUCUCCUCCAAAACGUCCUGCCUCUGCAUGUGGCCUCCAUCUUCAUCGGCAAAACAGUGCAUAACCAGGAUCUGUACAGCCAGUCAUAUGACUGCGUGUGCGUGAUGUUCGCCUCGGUGCCUCAGUUCAAGGAGUUUUACAGCGAGAGCAGCGAGAACAGGGACGGCCUGGAGUGCUUGCGCUUCCUCAACGAGAUCAUAGCGGACUUUGAUGAGCUCCUUAACAAGCCCAAAUUCUCUUCAGUGGAGAAGAUUAAGACAAUCGGCAGCACUUACAUGGCUGCUGUCGGACUUACACACUCACCUCCAGGAGAGGAACUGAAGAAAUGCGAGAUGACUUACAGCCAUGUGCGCGCUAUGGUGGAGUUUGCCAUUGCUCUAAUGGCCAAACUGGAGUCGAUCAAUACACAUUCUUUCAACGCCUUCAAACUGAGGAUCGGAAUAAACCAUGGCCCAGUUAUUGCUGGGGUGAUUGGAGCUCAUAAACCUCAGUAUGACAUCUGGGGGAACUCUGUUAAUGUUGCCAGCAGGAUGGAUAGCACAGGAGUGCUGGACAAGAUACAGGUGACAGAGGAGACUGCACAGGUGGUCCAGAGCGUGGGAUACAGCGUCACGCUCCGAGGAGUAGUCAACGUGAAGGGCAAAGGAGAGCUCACCACCUAUUUUGUCAACACGGACCAUUUGUCUCCUCAGUUCUGACCUCUGCAGUCAAACACUGGACAAGCUCAAGUUAACAUUAGCUGAAAAUACUUCACAGUGUGGUAUGAAGCUGUUCAAUGCGGGCUGUAACCUGUACCUCGUAUCUUCUGAACUGCAGCAGGUUACAUGACAAUGCUUGAAUCACCCGAGUUGAGAUGACUUGAAUAUACGUCUGCACGUUCACCUCGAUGUGUGACGUUCACAAGCAUCUGCACGGACUCCACACAGAAACAGAUCGUCUCUUAUUCCUUUAGAUCUGCUCCAGAGCUGACUGCCUUCAGAUUAGAGACUAAGUAUAUUUCAGACUGGCUACAUGAAGACAUGAAUGGCCAGUCACAUUAUUGAUCUUAUGCUGUAUUACUGUAUGUGUCGAUUUCCCACCAUGCACUUGUCAUUGUACUGUCCUGCACUGCCUGUAUAAUCUGAAAGACUUUUUGGCACAAUUACCAUUACGUCAUCGUAUGCAUUAUCUACACAAUGUGCGUGUUUAUUCUACUGAUAGAAAUAUUGUCUUUAAAGAAAAUAUAAUUUCAUGAAGGAUAUCAUUGAAGGAGCUUAUGCCUUACAUAAGCCAAAACAACUGUGCUGUUUACAUCACAUUUUGCUGUUUAGUACUUACAGACUUAGCUCAUUAUGCUUUUAAGUUAUGAAGGACAUUUUAUUUAACGUUAAAUAUUUUUUGUGAAUAUUUUGGUAGAGUUUGUUUUAUGUAUCAGUAGUAGGGAAUUAGGCAUAAUCCUAACCUCCAAAAAUAAAUAAAUCUGAGAGGUUAUACAAUUAUUUACAAUUUAGGAAGAACAGAAUAGCACUCAAUACGAUAAGAAAUACUUAUCGACGUGUUUAUUACCAUAUAUAGGUUUUAUCUGUGGUUUUAAUUAUAACUAAUAUAUUUUUAUAUAUAAAAUGAUGUCAGUGAGGCAACCACGGAGGACAAUGUACUUUUAGUUGUAUAAAGAUAUGACCAAAAACAGGGAUUCUUGUUCACGGCUGGAACCGGACAGAUUAACAGUAAUUAUUCUGUAACACAAAUGAUGCCUUGCGCCAUAUGAGUCAGAUCAUGCACAUUUAUCAUUGCACUUUCUUGUUAGCUGUACUUAUUCCAUUGUUGAAUGCACACUAAAUAUGUGUUCCUUUUUUGCUAUAUAAUACUGUGAGGGCUGAUGUGAGUUGUGGAUGUAAAAACUGUUAUGUGGAAAUAUUUUCUAAUCUAUUUAUAAACGAAUAAAAGAGUUUGCUCAA
This is a messenger RNA of Betta splendens (Siamese fighting fish), 5328 nucleotides long. Its product is annotated as adenylate cyclase type 2-like. Gene Ontology annotation, molecular function: adenylate cyclase activity. Gene Ontology annotation, biological process: cAMP biosynthetic process; intracellular signal transduction; adenylate cyclase-activating G protein-coupled receptor signaling pathway. The record is from RefSeq and is a predicted model, not a curated record. Gene Ontology annotation, cellular component: plasma membrane. The transcript is spliced from 26 exons. Bases 265 to 4089 code for a protein of 1274 amino acids. Lineage: Eukaryota; Metazoa; Chordata; Actinopteri; Anabantiformes; Osphronemidae.